ACACCUCGCCACUACCCGCCAAAAAGGGAAUUUCUUGAAAAAUUAUGAACAAAAUAAUCAAUUUAAAUAGGGAUUUCCCCUGCAAUUCCCCGAAAAUUGAUGUUUGAUUUCAACAUACAAUUCAAUCAUGAACAGCAAUUGUGAUACAUCAGUGAUAAAACCUCCAUCCGUCAUGUCAGAGGAAAUGAUGGAUCUUUUGAAGUGUCCCCUUUGUAAGGAUUUCUUCGUAGUUCCAGUACUUCUGCCGAGCUGUUCUCAUAACUUUUGCUACGGUUGUGUAGGCCUACCUGGGAAUGUGGGCGUAGAGAAGUGUCCAACCUGUGGUCAAAGAGUGCAUGACGAAGAUAUGCCUGUUAGGAAUGAAAUUCUUGAUGAGUUGGUUAGAAUAUUUCGGGAAUCGAUCCAAGUGUCCGUGCGGUCGGGAGAUGAAUCGACUUAUUCUACUUUGAUCGAGUCUGAGGAUGUUUCUGCCACUUCGCAGGAUGAGUCGAUGGUCACUGAGAGUGCAGUCGGAAAUGACAAUGUCCCAUGCCCUGUCUGUUUGUCACCCAUCCCAAAUGAGGCGAUCAACAAUCACCUAGACGGCUGCCUGAUGUCAACUGAAGAAAACAAAGAAUCUAAAUUGUGCCGAUCGAGAAAGUCUGCAUCUAAGGAUGAAAGUCCGCUUAAGAAGGCGACUGCUCGUUGUGAUGGUGAGAGUUCAAGUGCUCGUUCCCAAUCUACCAGUGCAGAUGAAACAACGUUGAAGAAAAGGCAUAAAUCUAAAUUCUGGACGUAUGAGCCAGUUUUGAAUGAUGUUCAAAACAUGGCUGAUGAUGUCGCUAGUACCGGUAGUUUGAAGCCGGUUUCAAAAACUAGGGUAAUUAUUGAUGAAGAUAGUUUCAAGGAUGAAACAUCAAGGAGAAGAAGAGGUAGGAGUUUGCAUGAGAUGAUAUCAACCUCCGAUAGUGAAGAUGUUUCAAAUAUUGAUCGGGAAACGAAUGCCCAACCAGGUCAGUUCACUUUAAUUCGGACAAAAACAAGACAGCAAGCACCACUAAAAAUGACUCGAUGUCUGUCAGGUAUUCCAAAGGAACAUGUUGCUUUAAAAAAGGGACCUGUCGGAACUCUGGAUGAGGAAAGUCCAAGGCGAAGAUCUUUGAGGGUUGGUCCAUCAGUCUGCCAUGUGGCAGAUGAAGAUUCCACUACAAGUACUGGUCAAAUGACCAAUCGCAGGUCUUCUAGGACCAUGAGUUCAGAGGCUUCAAGUGCAACUGCAGAACAUAAAAUAAAGCACUUAAAUCUCGCAUCUCCACGUUCUUGCAGUGAAGGGAGGUUGAACUAUUCAGUCGGUGAUCAUGGUAACUCGAAAAACAAAAAGCGAUCAUCUAAAUUUUGGACUUACGAGGUAGUCAUCCCCAGUGUGGUGCAAGAUUCUCCACCUCCAGCAGACACAGAAGGCAGAAGGAGGUCCACUCUGCGCUCUUCUAGUGCAGUGUCAGAUGCGAAGCCAUCACCACGAUCUCAUAGUGAGGGGAGGGUGAAAGGUCUCAGGGUGAACGGGAACAGUGACAGCAUGGUAAACAAAAAUGCUAAUUCAGCGAAGAAAAAGGGAAGUUCCAAGUUUUGGACUUACGUUCCCGUAGGACGAGACAUUGAAUCAACUGUGACCAUGGUUACAGACAUGGUGCAAGACGCUGGGAGCUUUACUGAUCUUUCUGCUGGUUCAGAUGUUGAAGGGAAAAAGAGGCUAACGCGCAGAUCUCGCAGUGCUGUGAGUUCAGAAGCACGUCCUGGCUCGGCUUCACUAGAAACAAGCAGUGAUUUAGACUCGAAACCAUCAAGAUUGAGCAGCAAAGAGAGGUCAAAAGUCCUUGUGAGGAAAAGAGAGGGAUCAACAUUUUGGACUUAUUUGCCUGUUGUUGAUCAAGAGGUUAAACUGACUGGUGUCGCUGUGUCAAGUGCAGAGCGAGAGAAGAGGGCGUCUCGGCGAUCUUGCAGUGCUGGGAGUUCAAAUGUUACUGUUUCUAAGACAGAAUGCCGAGAUAUGAAUUUGCAAGCGCCCGAGUCUGACAUACCCAAGAAAGAUUUGGUGUCCGGGACUUUUGAUAAAAAAAGUGCACUGAAGAAAAGUUUGAAACGUGAUAAAAGAUAUAAGGUGACCAAAAAGCUUGUAUCCAAAUUUUGGACUUAUGUUCCCGUUGUACCUGGGGCUCAUAACACUAAGGUGGUCACUGACCUAUCUGACAAUGUUGGGGGAAAGAGGUCCUCGCGUCGGUCUUGCAUUGCUGUCAGCUCUGGGUCCGAGACUGACAAGUCAGCAAUGUCGAAGAGUGAAGGGCGAUCAAGAGAUUCAAAGAACAAGCCUGUUGCUAAGAAAAUCUCGGGGAAGAAUACCACCGCUGAAGAGUCAAUUGAUCUGUCGGAUAAGGACAAAAGAAAUAGAUCUUCUAGGCUGUCUUUGGCUGUUGUAGGGGCAGUUUCAGAAAGUGCUCAAAACGAUCUGGCUGGAUCUUCUGGUGAGGUUCUGAGGGCUGCGGUGACGCCUAGUAGAAAAAGAAAACGGUCUACCUCAAGGAACCCUGCACCAGUACACACGUUAUCAGCCAGACACAAGAGACCAAGAACUGAUGAAACUUGUUUUGGAAAAAAACUUAAUAAGUCUGCAGGGUCUCAGAGUUUCUUAUCGGAACAAGGCAGUUCAUCGGAGGAUGUUUAUGAUUUCGAUUCGUCAGAGGAGAAUAUUCCAGAGUCUUUGGGUGGUUCUCAAGCUCAGAAAGAGCUGCAGGCAGCUGGUUCUGAAUUGGCUGCAAGAAAAUCUAGUUGUUUAAUGUCUCCAGAAAUCGGCCCACCCAGACAAAGAAAGGACAAAACUGGUUUUGUGACACCCAAACAAACAAAGAAGAAAUCUUAUUCAGAGACAUUCGAACAGGACCAUGCAGGUUUUCGCUCACCGUUCACAUCACCAACCAGCUCCUUGAUUUCAGCCCCUAAACCAAUCACGCCAUUGAUUGCCGGUAUAUUCUGUAACUCACCUGCGUUUGGAGCUGUGAAGUUUGCUGAAGAUGAGGACCAGGUUGAUGGGUUUGGUUACGUUGACGACAGCUCGUCGGAGGCAGACAGUGAUGAUGAUCUGCUUGGCUCCAUCAGUCAAAGAAUUGAUAACUUUGACGAGGAAGAAAGCGACCAACCAGACAUCAACCACAAUAUUCCCAGUAAAGAAAUAGAAAUCGAAAAACUCUGGCCUGCCCUGUCAAAACGUCCAUCAGUUGAGCCAGAACCUUCGGCAUCAAAUACACAACCAGUGGUUAGAGAAUCACCAAGAAAGAGCCGGGUUGAGAAUUCACAUCUCGUCCCAGAAAGCCCGAUUAUUCAUCGUCUUGGAGAGCGAGGGUUCCGGAAACGGACACCAGGGGACCAACAACCGAAACCUCGGCAUAUCGGGAAGGCAAAGAAAAGACUGUGAGUCACUGAGUGUGAAGAAAGAGGAAAAGACUUUGAUAUCUGGGGGGAGUGAUGUCCCAAUAUGUAGCUGAAGAGAUCAGUCCCCUGACAACGCUGACUAGAUUUCUCUGUCCUUGAACUGAUCUGAUCUGCAUUCAGGCGGUAUGCUUUUGGAGUUGCAAAUCAUUAUCAAAGACAAGUGGAAUAUUUAUGACAAUGGCUCAAGCUAUUUCUUUCGUGGUAUUCCAAGAAACGGCCAGAAAAAUCUUUAUGGCAUAUAAACAAUAUCGGGAAUUUUAUUCAGUGGUACCAGAACUGGCCUUCGAUUGGCCGAUUAAGAUUGAUGAUAUUUUAUCUUCCUGGUAUACUGGUCAACAUGGUCAGUACUCUUGCAAAAGUGUUUCAAGUUUCCUGGGAUUGUUUUCUUGGUUCUAUGGAUACUGUUGUGCUAUCAAUUGAAGUAUGAGCACUUAUGGGAUGUUUAUGCAUUGUAUCUGGAGAAAUUAAUUUUAAUUUAUAAGCAUAUAUAAAAAUAGUAUCUCAGGACAAGCUCUGUAAAUUCACUUUGAAUUUCACACAUUAUAAAUCUGUAAUCUUUUGUAAAUAGGAAUGCAUUUAUAAUUUUACAUGAUUUAAACUUGUUAACGAAUGUAUUUUCGGUAUUUUAUAUCGGGGGUACAUGUGCUUGAUGUAAUUUAUCCAUGAAGACCACCUGCAUAGUUAUCUGUCAUAAUAAGUAUGUAUUUAUCAUGAAUAAACAGCAGUGCCUUUCUGCCUUUUUUGUCAGAUCUUACGAAUAAAGAAGGCCAGGAUCAGAGAUGUCAAAAGUUUUCUGGGCAUGGGAUCAGGAUAAGAUAUUGUAGAAUAAAAGGGCCGGAUAUUAAAACAGUCUCAGCUGAUUGUGACUUUUUAGUGCAACAUAUUUGGUAUAGGUGGCGCAAUAGUGAUCCAGCGAGGCCGCUGGCUCGUGUCUCCGCUUUUCUAAAAGAACAUCCUAGUACAACAGAUGUGGUGUAGGUGGCGCAAUAGUGAUCCAUCUUGGCCACUGGCUCGGCUGAUUGUGACUUCGUCUCCGUUUCCCUGAUGGAACACAAUAGUUCAACUGAUAUGGUAUAGGUGGCGAAAUCGUGAUCACUGUUUACCUUCCAGUUGAUCGCCCUAUUGCUUUUCAAUACUGCUAUUGUCAUCUGAAGGGAACAUAUUCUAUAAUUGGGUCAAAAUAAAUCUGUAUCUCGUCAAUCAGAACUUUUAAGUAAACGCAUGUAUAAAUGAUAUCCUUGACGUAUUACGUCGAACAAGAAAUUGUCAUAACUGUAAACUUGGCUUGGAGCUGUUGGUACAGGUGCCAACACACUUGCCUGUACAAGGGCUGUGACUUUUACCGUCAGACUGAUUUUGAUUUUAAAGUUCAUACCAUGAGUGGAGUAUUUUUGUGACCAAAGUACUG
This is a messenger RNA of Lineus longissimus, 4870 nucleotides long. RefSeq lists its product as uncharacterized. Gene Ontology annotation, molecular function: ubiquitin protein ligase activity; metal ion binding; single-stranded DNA binding. Bases 128 to 3445 code for a protein of 1105 amino acids. Gene Ontology annotation, biological process: DNA damage tolerance; protein monoubiquitination. NCBI's taxonomy places the organism in Eukaryota, Metazoa, Nemertea, Pilidiophora, Heteronemertea, Lineidae. The transcript is spliced from 7 exons. The record is from RefSeq and is a predicted model, not a curated record. Gene Ontology annotation, cellular component: nucleus; Rad6-Rad18 complex.